Molecule: messenger RNA, 2932 nt
Organism: Myodes glareolus (Bank vole)
Lineage: Eukaryota; Metazoa; Chordata; Mammalia; Rodentia; Cricetidae
Source: RefSeq, a predicted model, not a curated record
AUGACCAGCACUCCUUUUCCAGGUGACCGGCUCUUGCAGGUGGAUGGAGUGAGUCUAUGCGGCCUCACUCACAAGCAGGCUGUGCAGUGUCUUAAGGGUCCUGGGCAGGUGGCACGACUGGUCUUAGAGAGGAGAAGUCCCAGGGUUGCGCUACCCAGUCCUUCUGCUGAUGACAGGAUGGGAGAUGUGCACAUGGCUGUUUCCCUGGUAACAGCCCGGUCUGGCAGGCCUGCAAGCUGUGUCUCAGUGACAGAUGGUACUACGUUUGAAGUCAAACUGAAGAAGAACAGCAGUGGUUUGGGAUUCAGUUUUGUGCAGAUGGAGAGAGGAAACAGCAGCCAUCUCAAGAGCAACCUUGUUAGGAUUAAGAGGCUCUUUCCUGGGCAGCCAGCUGAAGAACAUGGAGCCAUUGCAGCUGGUGACAUCAUCCUGGCAGUGAAUGGGAAGCCCAUAGAGGGCCUUGCCUUCCAGGAAGUGCUCCAUUUAUUGCGUGGGGCUCCAGAGGAAGUGACGCUGCUCCUCUGUCGACCCCAUCCUGGGACACUACCUGAGAUGGAGCAGGGAUGGCAGACCCCUGAACUAUCAGCAGACCAAAGAUUCACCAUGGCAACAUGUACUGAAUCAGAGCAGAGUCCCAGCCUAGAUCAAGAGGACAGCUGGAGGGACAGUGCCUCCCUGGACAUAAGAGAAGACCUGGGUUCCAGACCAGAGUCUUCCUACAAGGCUGUCAGAGAGGUGAAAGGAGACCACCACAGACAGGGACCCUGGGCCAGGUCCCCCAUGCGCCCUAUGGAAUCCCAUCCUCACUUGUGCAAACUCCACCGAGAACCAGAGGCACCAGCGUUGGCUACCUCUUUGGAAAAGGAUAUGAGACAAAACUGCUAUUCUGUGUGUGAUAUCAGGAGACUGGAAAGAUUUUCCUUCUCAUCUUCUCUAACCAGAUUAGCGACAGAUAUUUUCUGAGCGCCUCUCUGCAUGUGUGCAGUGCUGCACAGAACACCCUGCUGUCUGCAGGACUGCUCUUUCUCAUCCAAGGCAUGUGUGGCUAUCUUGGGUCCUCGCUGGAAGGCUGAAUCUUUCUCUUACAUCUGCGUGUGCACCGCCCAAUAAUGAGCCUCGCCGGUCCUCUGCCUCCUGUGUCCUUCUUUUGACACGGGGAAUAAUGUCACUCCAGCUGGCUGCCUCUCUAAAGACUUUAUCGGUGCUCUGACUGGGACCUGAUAUUUGCACAAAGUGCUUUGAAGGUUGUUCCUAGUCUUCUUGGGCUCUUUUCCCUCUAAUCUGUCUGCUGAAAUAGUUCAAACCAUCGGAGUCGCACACAAUAGCAACAUUUCACUGAUGGAAAACUUACCCUGUACCAGCACUCCUGGAAGGCAUAUAAUGUAUAACAAUCAUUUGAUUUAUAGCUUCUAACAAUUCUAACAAUUUCAAGACCUUCCUGUGUUUCAGACAAGAAAAGCAAGAUUGCAGAUAAGCAGUAUACCUACCCAGGGUCUCAGUGUAAAACACAAGUCCCAGAACUGACCCCAGGUCCUAGCUUUGCCUGCACUGAUGUGCCCUCUGGCAGCUCCCCCAUGGGCCCCUAGGUUUAAUACGCUGAGCUGCUUCUGCUUACUGCCCACACUGUAAUAUUUCUGGGCUGCUCUUGUUCUCACGUGCCUGGAAGUCUCACCAGUUCAGGGACCAUAGUAUUUGCUGUUUAUACCCUGGCGCUCAGGACACCCUCUGGCCAGGACUUAUGUAAUGAACAAGGAUGGGGAUUUUGAGAGGCAAGGAGAAGGUGGGCCAGGAAUUGCUGAUGGAGGCUGGACCACACACAAGUUUCUGUUUUCUGGUCCUGGAUCGGACAGGGAUGAUGCUGAAGGUGGCACAUGUUUUCUUCACGAAACCUCUCCUCUCACCUUGGAUGAUGAAGACUACUUGACCCUCGACCCCACGUUCUCAGGCCAGCUGCCCUGUGAAGAAUGUCUAGAGGCAGAUUCUGAGACUAUUCCUCUGCCGCAGUUCUGCUCUUGGGGUGCUCUCGCAAAGUCUACACUUCCGGAAGAAUCCCCCGGGAGUGAGAGUGACUGGGAGGAUCUGGAGGAGUCUGUGGCCAUGGAUAGCAUCCUCAGGUGAGCACACGGAGCGGAGCACCUCCUGGGACAGAGCCUGAGGGUUUCUGUGUGGGCAUCCCCGAGAAGAUGAGGUGGGGUGGAGCUCGUGCCCAGCUGUUGAGUGCUGACUUCUAAGUCUUUGUGCCUGGUGUUCCUGAGGGUAAUCAUCUUUAGUCGUCAUGACUUCCUCUUCAGCUCUGGGGCUUAAGUCAAGCAAAUCUUUGUGCAAAUGGACUGGGGUUGUUCUCAUGAAAGGAACUGGAAACAUAAUUUAAGCAACGUAAACUACGGCAGGGGAAAGUUCUGGUUGUCAAACAGGUGCGCCAUUUUCCAAGAUGGAUGAUGCAACAUUCCGGUUUGCACCGCUGAGUCUUCGUUGGGCAAAGGACUCUGCUUGUCAAAGUGUCACCAGUAUGCUGGAAGGAAUCUGCCAAGGGGCUUGGCUCAAAGGUCGCAGAGGGAAUAACCUUCUGUGUUUUUCUGUUUUGGUUUUUCCGUCUUUCCUUCAACUCCAAAUAAUCAUGUGUUCUUUUCAAAUGACUCUUCUGUUUGAUCUUAAUGUCUGAUUCUCAUUAUAUAAAUGUAAACUAUAGUAGAGCUAACAUUUCUUGAUGUUGCUAUGUAGAUGGCACAAUAAAACUUAUGGAAUUAGCAAAUAUAUAAAGGAAAUAGACCUGGUGGACCACAAUUCAAGUCGUUGGUGUGCCUCUGUGUAAUGUGAACCAUAUGGCAGAGAUGAGGUCUCACAUAAUAUAAUGAGGGUGCGUGUUUAAUGUAGGUCAUGGCUUGUUCUGCCACUUUCAGAAAAUAAUUUUUCAGCAAUUUGAAUAGCCUUG